This is a messenger RNA of Kogia breviceps (pygmy sperm whale), 1786 nucleotides long. Lineage: Eukaryota; Metazoa; Chordata; Mammalia; Artiodactyla; Physeteridae. The record is from RefSeq and is a predicted model, not a curated record.
AGGAUUCUAAUUUCUUUAAAGCUCUGUUUUCAGGAAAUUUUUCUGAGAACUUUUUACCUCCAGAGGAUCAGUGGAAUUUGAUCUGAAGGCUGGCCAUGACAUCGCAAGGCCAAAGUUUGAAUUCCACUUCAGAUGAUAACUGUCAAGUGAACUUUCGAGGGACGCUUCUGACUAUUGAUUCGUGCCUGGGGGAUCAAGAUGUGGAGCGCCUGAAGUUUCUCUGCCGAGACUCCAUCGCCCCUAAGAACCUGGAGAAGUGCGGCUCAGCCUUGGAUAUCUUUGAAUACCUGUUGGCAGAGCAAUGGCUGAGCGAGGAAGACCCCUUCUUCCUGGCGGAGCUCCUCUACAUCAUCAAGCAGAAUGUCCUCCUUCGGCACCUCCGCUACACCAAGGAGCAUGUGGAGCGCUGGCUGCCUGUCCGCAGGAAGGUCUCUCUGUUCAGAAACCUGCUCUAUGAACUAUCAGAAGACAUCAGCUCAGAGAACUUAAAGAGCAUGAUCUUCCUUCUGAGGGAGUCGAUUCCAAAAGUCCCGAUGGCCCUUUUGCAUGUCGGAAGUGAAGGCGUGGUGAUCUUUCAAGAUGCGAUUCACGUAUCACCUCCCAUGUGCAGCUUGUGUUAUACCUGCUCUGUGGAGCAGACCUCUCUAAGUUUCCUGGCAUAUCUGGAGAAACAAGAUAAAAUAGAUGAAGAUAAUCUGGCAUUACUGGAGCGUCUCUGCAAAAAAACUGUACCUAAUCUUAUGAGGAAGAUAGACCAAUAUAAAAGAGAGAAAGCCUCCCAGGUAAGGGAACCUCCUGUAGCCAAGGAAACUGAGUCAUUGCAUCAAGGAGAGAAAGAACUAUUUUCCCGGUCGGACACUGACCAAUUCUUUAGAGCGUUGCCGGAGGUGUCCUGGCAAGAUGAACAUGCACAGAGUAAUGGUGGCAGAGCAACCCCGGGCUCCCUGGAGAUGUUGGGAGCAUCUGUUGACACUCUAACUUCUGAAACCAGCACAAAGGAGACAGCUGUGUACAGGAUGGAUCGGAAACACAGAGGGCAUUGUGUUGUUGUCAAUAACCACAGUUUUACCUCACUGUCAGAAAGACCAGGGACCAAUAAAGAUGCUGAGUGCCUGAAGCGUGUGUUUCAGUGGCUUGGGUUCAGCGUGCACACUUAUGUCAAUGUGACUAAAGGCCGCCUAGAGGAGGUUCUGAAGUAUUUUCAGACUCAUCCAGGCCACGCUGAUGGAGACUGCUUUGUGUUCUGUGUUCUGACCCAUGGGAAAUCUGGAGCUAUCUACUCUUCUGAUGGGGACCUCAUUCCCAUCCGGCAGAUCAUGUCUCACUUCACAGCUCAGCACUGUCCUGCUCUGGCUCACAAACCCAAACUCUUUUUCAUCCAGGCCUGUCAAGGUGAAGAAAUACAACCUUCCGUAUCCAUUGAAGCAGAUGCAGUAAAUCCUGAGCACGUGCCCCCUUCCCUUCAUGACAGUGUUCCUGUUGAGGCGGAUUUCCUUCUUGGCCUGGCCACUGUCCCCGGCUACAUGUCCUUUCGGCACGUGGAGGAAGGUAGCUGGUAUAUCCAGUCUCUGUAUAAUCAUCUGAAGGACUUGGUCCCAAGACAGGUAGAUAUCUUAUCCAUUCUCACUGUUGUCAACGAUGAUGUGAGUCGACAAGUGGACAAACGUGGAACGAAGAAACAGAUGCCUCAGCCUGCUUUCACACUACGUAAAAAAGUAGUAUUCCCUGUGCCACAGGAAGAACUUGUACUAUAGUAGAAAGUUUUGAUCGAUGCUUAAACUUGAAA